Messenger RNA from Penicillium malachiteum, 420 nucleotides. RefSeq lists its product as uncharacterized. The record is from RefSeq and is a predicted model, not a curated record. Bases 1 to 420 code for a protein of 139 amino acids. The transcript is spliced from 3 exons. Gene Ontology annotation, cellular component: nucleolus. Lineage: Eukaryota; Fungi; Ascomycota; Eurotiomycetes; Eurotiales; Aspergillaceae.
AUGGCGCCAGAGGACUACUCCACUGGCGGGGGUGGGAAGCUGAAGCUCAAGGGGAGUAAAGUGAGUGAUGGACGGGUAGAGAAGAAGAAGAAGAAGAAGAGCAGCAAAAAGAAGGAUCUUGAUGCAGAGGCCGGAGCUGAAAGCCGUGACUCGAGUACUCGGGCUGAAGACUCGGAGUCUAAGUGCCAGGCUACCCGUGAUGAUUCUUUGAGUGCUGAUCCUGAUGCUGGGGUGCCUGAGGCUGGACCGUCGGGCAAGACGGAAACGGAAAAGAAGUAUGAGGAGAUGCGAAAGAAGAGGUUGCAUGACCGUCUUGCACGUGAUGGUAUCAAGACUCACAAAGAACGCGUGGAAGAGCUCAAUCAGUAUCUCAGUCGACUAAGCGAGCACCAUGAUAUGCCUAAGAUUGGACCGGGUUAA